Messenger RNA from Lymnaea stagnalis (great pond snail), 8200 nucleotides. NCBI's taxonomy places the organism in Eukaryota, Metazoa, Mollusca, Gastropoda, Lymnaeidae. The record is from the annotation of a GenBank genome assembly.
GUUGUUCAGCUCUAGCUUACUGCACACGUUGAUAACGUGUGACAAGUACGGUGGAUGUAAUACAAGACCAUCUCAUCCGUAAGUACAUAUUUGUUUGUUAAUACAAAAAUAUCACAAAUAUAUAUAACUUCUUUUUCAGCCCAAUAUUAAAUAUUGAUUGAAUUUCUGUUAAUUCAAAUGUAUCUAUCAUUUCACUGAAUUGUCUGAAUAUCUUGAUUAUCAAGCAAUGGUGUGUUUUAUGUAUUUUAGUUCAGCACUUAGAUGUCCCAAUGUUGUUGUUUUUUUAAAGCAUAUAAUAUAUAUAACAAAGUUGUUAAUUAGCUUCCUAAAGACACUUACACCAUUGACGUUUGAACGGAAAUCUACUACAGACCAACACAUUUUCAAGAUCGUUUGUGUUCUCGGUUCUCAGCGCAGAGCUUCUGAAUUGGACGACCGUGAACAUAUUGGGUUGUAACGCGUUCAUAGCAAUAAUGACGGGGCUAAAUAGCUAGCGAUGGAGAUCGCUGAGAUUUUAACCAUGAAAGCCACAAAGAAUAGUAGCGAAAACCAGGAAGAAAACCAUGGUAAAAAAAUCAGUCUUUGGAGGAGUUGACCACACUAGAUCAGCGGUUCUCAACCUGUGGGUUGCGACCCAUUUUGGGGUCGCAAGACCCUUUCCCAGGGGUCGCCUAAGACCAUCUUAAAACAUAUAUCCUCUACAGUUAUGAAGUAGCAACGAUAAAAUUGUGUGUGGGGGAGGGGGGGUUCGCCUCAACAUGAGGAACUCUAUUAAAGGGUCACGGCAUUAGGAAGGUUGAGAACCACUGCCAAUGUUCCCUCUAAGGGUUGCUGGUUCGUGUGCAAAAUCAUACAGUUGUGUGCAAAGUUUUAAAGCAUCAAUUUUUACAGUCCAAAAACACAAACAAACACUUACAUGGAAAUUUCCUGCGUGGAUACUCAAAAGUGCUGCGCCAUCGUUGUUGUUAUCCGCUUGUUUGAAAGCUUGACCUGUUUUGUGUGUGUCAGAAAAUAAUGUAUUACUUUAGGUCAGAUUGGGAGACUGAGUUUCAAAGUUAAAAAUCACAUUAGUAUUUUUUAUAAGAAUAGAUUAUAUAGAUUUGAAAGCAAUUUCCUGAUUACCCCCCCCCCCCCCCCGCGCUCCUUUUUGUAACCCAUCACCCACUAAAACUAUCCAAGAAAUUUCACUACCCCCCCCCUCCCCUUCAGCCAUCAAUCACACAGCCCGCUUUGAGAAUCCUUGUAAGACAAUGUACCGUUAAUGUCAUUAGAAUCAUGAGUUAAUAUUAGAGUGAAAUAAUGUCCACCGUUGGUCCUUGACGUGUUUAACAAGUAGGGAAAGGAAUCACUUUUUUAAAUCCAGACGUCUCCAUCAGCCUCUAAAAUCGAAAAGAGCCUAAAGAUGUCCAAGCAGUGGACCAUCGAUGACUUUGAUCUCCUGCAAUACAUUCUGGUUGAUUUGAAUGGGAUCCCCCGAGGAAAGCUGAUACCGAGGACAGUGGCCAGGCGCUGCCUGAGCUGGGAGUUUCCAACAAGUGAGUGAUGAUGACCUGAACAGUUAAAAAAUUCGUUAAGUCUUCAUGUAAUUAACUUAUAUAAUUUUUUACUGUUUUCUAGAAAUGACAAACCUUAUUGUGACUAUGUUUGUUAAUAGGAAACCUUAUUGUGACUAUGUUUGUUAAUAGGUCACUUUAUAAGAAGAAAACCCUAAAAUGGAUCGCAACCAUAGCUGACAAGAUCAUUCCUCCUGACCUCUAGAUGACUCCUAGAAAGUUUGGUCCCAAUCCCCUUAGCCUAAAAAAAUAUAAUUUAAAAAAUCUUCAAAUCUCCUUGCAAUACAUAAGUUUCUUGGGGGGGGGGGAGAGAUUAAUAACCAAAAGUUUUCUUUUUAGAAAAAAAAUUCAUUAAUCACAUUCCCCCUUCCACAGUUUGUCACGUGAUGGGCUCAUCAGCUGACCCCCCCCGCCACGUAAACGAGAUUUUUGGCAGCAAUUUCGGUAAAAAAAAAAAAAUUUAAAAAAUUUUCAAAACCCCUUGCAAUACAAAAGUUUUUUGGGGGGGGGGGGAGAGAUUAAUAACCAAAAGUUUUCUUUUUAGAAAAAAAAUUCAUUAAUCACAUUCCCCCUUCCACAGUUUGUCACGUGAUGGGCUCAUCAGCUGACCUCCCCCGCCACGUAAACGAGAUUUUUGGCAGCAAUUUCGGUAAUGGGCUGGUCGUCCCUGACCUAGAUACACUUGCCGAGCUGCCAUGGGCCUCCAGGCCCGGCUGUCGUGUGGGUCAAGUGCUCUGCCACAUGCUGUACGAAGAUGGACGCACGGAGCCAACGUCGCCAAGAAACAACGUGAGUUAUUUGAAUUUUAGAACUCAACCGUUGACUUCAGUCGCGGCCACAGAAGUGCAGUAGUUUAGAAAUGUGUCCUAUCUUCUGUACCUUCUUCAUUAUGGGUCAUUAGAAUAUUAAUAUGAAACAAAAUUUAAAAAAAAUGCAUACGAAGGAUUUCCCUAGUGGUGAAUUUACCAUAUUCAAAUUGUUUCCAUUUUCCCAAAUAAAUUCUUUCCAGCCCAUUCCACUUUUUGUCGAUUCUCUCUGUAUUAUUUAAUUAAAGGAUUUUUCAUUUUCUUAACGUUAAUUGUUACUAUUUAUUUUUUUAAUCAAAUGUGUGUGUGUGUUUAAAGUAACUAGUUUAACUUUCAUCACAUUUCAAUGGUCAAAUGUUAGUGUUUCGUGAAAUAAAAAUGUGCAAAUAAAAAAAAAUUAAAAAUAAACAUAGGUCCUGGUUUUUUAAAAUAAUGUUUAAAUAUGUUAAAAACUUACCCCAAUGGAAAUUAUUUUUUUAAAAUAUUUUUAAAAAAUUAAUAUUUAUAUUGAAAACGCUUCGUAGGUCAACCACUUUUGUGUUGGUAGGGAAAAUAAAUGAAAAGCACAAUGAGUGAGGAUAAUAAAUAUUUAUAAUGAAUUAUCUAAGUGAGGAAAAUUCUCGGAGACUUUAACAUCUUUAGUACCAAAAGCCACUUAAACAGAAUAUUAAUAUAUAACCCUAACUAAACAUCCUUCAUUUGAAGAACUAUUUGAAGAAAGAUGCUUUUAUAAAACUAAACACAUUUCGGAUGAUACGUCCCACCCUCUUCCCCACCCUCUUCAUCACAGAUACUUCGGAUCGGUCCGUUCGGGACGAAUUCUUUCCAUCAGGGCGAAGACUGACAGAUAUAAAAAUUCCUUUGUUCCCCAAUCUGUAGGAAUUUACCGGCGUCCUUCCUCUGAAGUCACACAUCUGAAUGAGAACUAAUAAGUCCCCGAUUUUGCUUAGACAACUGACUGAAUGGCUGUUUGAAAUAAUUUAUUAUAAAUGUCUUGUGUUCAAAUUCUUUUAUUUUUGUGAUGAAUAUGUAUAAUGCAAUCCAAAAAAAAAUCCAUUUAUUUGGAUCAAUAAAAGAAUCUUAUCUUAUCUUAUCUUAUCUUAUUUUAAUGGCGGUAAGCAAAAAAUAAUACAAUAAAAGUAAUGUAAGAUUCAUGUAUAAUGUACUUAAAUGUAAGUUAUAUUAAAACAGGGAAAUAGCAAUCGGUGUCUCUAUGUCUUGGUCGUAUUUAUUUAUCCAAGGCCAUGAGACAAAUCAAAAAGUUGGAAUUGUUGGGCUUUAAGCUGAGAUCAUCGAUGACACUACAAUUCACAGUUUUCAAGUCGGAAGACGGUCAAAUUGUUUCGUUUCUCGGUGAGUAAAUGUGGGAUGCCCUAUUCCAUUUACGUAACAUAAGAUGCCCAUCAGUAUAUCGCCCAUCAGUAUAUUGCCCAUCAGUAUAUUCCCCAUCAGUAUAUUGCCCAUCAGUAUAUUUCCCAUCAGUAUGUUGUCGAUCAGUAGAUUUCCCUUCAGUAUAUUGCCCAUACCAUCAGUAUAUUACCCAUCAGUAUAUUGCCCAUCAGUAUAUUUCCCAUCAGUAUAUUGUCGAUCAGUAUAUGUCCCAUCAGUAUAUUGCCCAUACCAUCAGUAUAUAACAUAUACAUUACAUCACGUACGUUAAAGGUCAAAUCAGGUCCUCCCGUACCCCCAUAUAAGCGGAUCCCUUUUUUCGAGGACCCUAAAACUAAUGGGGCCCCUAUUCAUGUGCCUCCAUGUCUGUACGUUAAUCCGGCCUUUCCAUGCAUAUCUAAAUGAGAUACGCGAUAUUUCUUUAACGUAAAGUGUGCUUGAACAUUCCAAAUUUAUUUUGCUUGAAUUCGAACUGUAACUUUCUCCAGGUGGCAAUAACCACCAGAGCAUCACCACCUACAGCAACAUUGGCGUUGAGAAUAUCAUGCUAGAUGCAUGUGAACAACUUCGACUUGCUGGAGUCAGUGUGGAGACUUGGACCUCAGGUGUCAUGCCAGGUAACAUGCAUAUAAACAAUGUUGUUUUUUUUCUUGUAAACGAAUUCAUGCCAAUAAAUUAUAAUAAUUACAUUUGAGUAAUCAUUUUAAUUUUUUUUGUAUUUAAUUGUGUUUCAACUUUUGAAAGGCGAGUAAAACAUUCAAUUAAGUUGUGCUCAAUUAAAUUUAAGUUGUAUUUAACGAGAAACAAAUAGCGUUACUUAAUAGAUUUAGGGUCGCUUUUUAUUUAGCGUAUUAUUUUCCUUUCACAAAUAUAAAGCAAUUUGGGUCUGAGAAUGGUUGGGGAACAGAAGCUAAAAUUGUAUUACUUAAAUAUCACAUCUGUUAUGUAUAGUGUAGAGGUUUGGGGAAACAGUUUCAGUAUUUUAAAUAUUUUUUAUUAACUUUACUUUUGUUUCUGGUUGGCUGGUUGGCAAAAUUUUCGAACGCCCAAUAGACCAACUGCCAGUCAACCUAUCGAGCUUAAACUUCGCACAUGGACUCGUUGCCGAUCUCGACCAAUUCUUUCAAAUUUUCACCCGUAAAAUCAAUUUGACUUGCAAGAUUGCCGUUACAUUAAGCUUCGGCUGGUCAUCCACUGCAUCUUGGUCUAUUUCCAGUCGUCUCGACUAACUCUUCCUAUUGGAUCAAAUAGGCAGGGACGAGAGCGAGAGAGAGUGUGAGCUGACGAAUUGAGCGACUCUCCCUCACUUUAAAUUAUAAACAAAAAAACACAGCUCAAGUCUAGGCUGCUACUCAAGCCAAGGCUGCUACUCAAGUCUAAACAAUGCUUCAGUGGCGUAGCGAGGGUGUUUGGCGCCCGGGGACAAGAUUCGCGCCCGGGGACAAGAUCCAUUUUUAGCGCCCCUUUUUCUUUUUUUCAACUCUAAAACCCAUUAUUUUCAUUAAUAAAAUAAUAUUAAAGCACAUUUUGGCGCCCCUAACUAGCUGGCGCCCAGGGACAUCUGUCCCCCCCUGCCCCCACCACGCUACGCUUCUGCAAUGCUUUGUUCAUCUUCUCAUGCCAAGGAUGAACAUCAUGUUAAGAGUCACUAUCCAAGAACACGUAGCAAUGUGAAAUUUAAUUGUCUAAUUCGUUUAAAAUGUUCGUGUUACCGUUUUAACGAAAACAAACGGAACGCAAGUUUUAAUUUAUGUUUAUUAGGUUCAUACGAGAUGUCUCUUGGAGUCUCUGACGGAGUCAAGGCGGCAGACGCGGCGUUCAGGCUGAAACAUGGGCUCAAGGCUGUCAUGGCCAAACAUGGCUACCAGGUCACCUUCAUGACCCAUCCGUGCGGCACGGAUAUUUACUCGGGCUGCACCUUCAGAUUCACGGCUCACAACGCCAUUGGUGGGAACAUCUUUCAUGACGAGACGGCAGGCGACAAGCUUUCAGGUAAGACGGUGGCAGACGAUAAUGGUGGUUUUUUUUUUAUCUUUGACUAGCGUUGUGUUGGCUUCUUUGGUGUUUUAGAGCAUUUUGAAUAACUGUGUAACGAACCAUUGUAUGGGUUUGAAAAUUGAAUCUGUGUUAAGAAUUUGGCUCGUAGAGUAAAAAAAAAAAAACAACCUAGCAAAGAACUAAAACAGUAUGUAAAGAAAAGGAUACCAAAGUUAGUAAUACCAACAAUAUUCAAUUUAAUUAUGCUUUUUGAAUUGCCAUAAAAAUACAAGUUCAAUUUCAGAAAAAAAAAAGCAAAAAAAUGUGUCAACUUACAGGACAGCUAGUGAAAAUGUACAGUCCUCGAAAAGAAUUCAAAUAUUAAUUUACACACGCACAUAAAGAGUUAAAUCUUGCAAUUAUAUAAUGUCUCAUAUAUGUUAAGAAAUAAAGCAAAAAAUCUCCCUCUCGCCUAGGAAAGCUGCCGGCCCAUAGGGGUUAUAUCAGAACUAUCCAGAAUAGAAAUCGUAGAAAUUGCGUCACCUGAAAGCAUUCUUUAAAACAAAUAGAGCGUCUUCAAACGUAAACGAUCUUUUCCCAAUCAAUGAAGGGGCGGGUAAGGCUUGCCACAUCCCAUUUAAUCGGUAACGUCAACAUGGAAACAAACAAGGGGGAUACACGUGGUGGUGUUGAAAAAUAACUCUAAGUUGAAGUGAAAAAACUAGGCCAAGACAUAGUCUAUACUAUAAAAACUGUGAAUAGUUGUAAUCUUUUUUUUUUUUUAGCUUUGAAGUUUCUACAUAUGAAAAGAAAUUUUUGCAUACAAUCUAUUAACUUUGAGUAUGUCGAGAAAAAAAAAAGCAAAUUGAACAACAUUUGAUUUUUUAUAUUUUUAAUAUUUCUUUCAGCUCCUAAUAAAUCAGCUUGAGUAUAAAAAUGGGUGAUUCUAGAUUAUUGAGAAGUCUGUAAGGACAUGAAAUCAACCUUAUAGGGGGAUAAAUUAACUUUUUUGACCAUUCUUAAAGCUAUAAAUGUCUGGGAUAACAUUUAUUGUAUUAAUGUUAAUAUUUAUGUUUCAUGCAUACGUUUAUUUAAGGAUAACAUUUUGCUCAUCAGCUGUAACUUUGAUGAUAAGAAAUAACUUUUUUUUUAAUGACGUCAAGUGACGUGGGCACUUCCCAUUACUUACAUAACUGUUUCCCCAGCCCUGGCCCGGCACUGGAUGUCUGGCAUGUUACAACACGGUGCUGGUCUCACGGCUCUCUGCUGCCCGACGGUCAACUGCUACAGCCGUCUUGUUCUUGACGUCACGGCUCCAAAACACGUGACCUGGGACGUGGACAACCUCUCGGCUUGUGUUAAUGUCAAGGUCAUAGGAAAUGACGUGUGGAUAGAAAACAGAAUCCCAAGUUCAGCAUCCAAUCCGUAUCUUGUUCUCCUCGCGACUAUAGCCGCAGGGAUCGAUGGGAUCGAGCAAAAUAUGAUGUGUCCGGAUAAAUUUAGAUCUGAUGCCCUGAAAGUUCCACAAUCUCUAGAGGACGCACUUGUCGGACUGCAGACAGACAAAGUCUUAGAAGACGCUCUCAUGUCUCUACUUCUGAAAGCAUUCCUUGACAUUAAAUCGUGCAGUGAAGUUGAGAAAUUCAAAGAACUGGAAACAUCAGACGAUAAGUCAGAAAAGACAAGACAACUAGAGGACCAUCUUUACUUGAGUAGAAUCUGAAUGGGAGACUCAAAGAACAUACUUACUUUACUUAACUAAAUCUGAAUGGGAGACAAGAAAAAAAAAUGAAAUUACCACCCAUUAAACACUUAUUAAAAUAUUCAACUGCACUUUUCAAGAUUUUAUUUUUACCCAAUUUUAACUAAAAUCAACAGCCAUAAUCGUAUCUUAAGUGAUGUAAAUGGGAGAUAACCGUCAAAGGAAAAGGGAAGACGAUUAUGAAAAGUUAAGUUACCGUUUGUUCAGACCGCAAGACCCAUCUCCGCCAACCCAUCUACACCAACCCAUCUCUACCAACCCAUCUCCACCAACCCAUCUCCGCCAACACAACUCCGCCAACUCAUCUCCGCCGCCAACUCAUCUCCACCAACCCAUCUCCACCAACCCAUCUCUACCAACCCAUCUUUAUCAACCCACCUCCGCCAACCCAACUCCGCCAACCCAUCUCCGCCACCCCAUCACCACCAAUACAUCUUCGGCAACCCAUCUCCAACAACCCACCUCUACCAACCCAUCUCCACCAACCCAUCUCUACCAACCCAUCUCUACCAACCCAUCUCUACCAACCCAUCUCUACCAACCCAUCUCCGCCAACCCAUCUCUACCAACCCAUCUUUAUCAACCCAUCUCCGGCCAUUUUUUUUUCAGUACGUUGACAUAAAAUACAUGGUGUACCUUUAUAAUAGAGAUGAACUUUAACAUUUAUGAACAUGUCUUUUAAAUACAAAUAUAUACCAACUCGUGAAUCUCCG